Molecule: messenger RNA, 426 nt
Organism: Aspergillus pseudonomiae
Lineage: Eukaryota; Fungi; Ascomycota; Eurotiomycetes; Eurotiales; Aspergillaceae
Exons: 1
Source: RefSeq, a predicted model, not a curated record
AUCUGUGCAUACAGUGAUCAUGAGAGUCGAUUUAAGGUACCAAUAAUGAAUAAUGAAGAAACAGAGGAAGCACAACUCGAAAACAAUGAAAGAAGAGAAGAAAAGAAAAGACCGGAGACGGGGGAAGAGACCGGGAAAAUCAAAGGUCAAAAUCACCGAUCAACUCGCACACGUUGAGGUAAAAUCCACACCAACAGCAAGAUCCCAGCAACCAAGCAGGAGAACGGUGUCAGAGGCGCCAUGGUUAACCCAAAUGCCAAUGAAUCGACCGCUAAAAAUGCCUCAAUUCCAUCAGAUGACCCGUCGGCGACUCCGUAGCUGAAAAGGGCGAAAAGAGGGGAGUGGGAAGUGGGACGACAUCAUACCGAAAAAGGGCAAUCGUCGGAUAACGCGGCACCCUCAGAAGGGGGCAGUGCAUUGGGGGCG